Molecule: messenger RNA, 4005 nt
Organism: Aquila chrysaetos chrysaetos
Lineage: Eukaryota; Metazoa; Chordata; Aves; Accipitriformes; Accipitridae
Gene: HR
Product: HR lysine demethylase and nuclear receptor corepressor
Biological process (GO): regulation of transcription by RNA polymerase II
Cellular component (GO): histone deacetylase complex; chromatin
Molecular function (GO): transcription coregulator activity; chromatin DNA binding; histone H3K9 demethylase activity
Source: RefSeq, a predicted model, not a curated record
AUGGCCAGCGAAGCGAGGAUGGGGGAGACCCCGCCGAGGUGGAGGAGAGCCCAGGAGGCAGCGCAGGACGCCCGGGGAAUGGAGAGCAGCGGGAUGGUCUUGCCCCGAAGUACCGCUGCUGAACUGGGACUUCCAGGCUGCCCGGAGCCCGGCAAGCUGAGCUAUGGAACGGAGAAGGGGUGUUCCUGGAGGGGCUCCGAGGGAUGCUUGGGGCCGGGUCGGGAGCUUGCCGGCGGCCAGCUGGGCUGCCCCUACCCGCCGGCCCCACCGUGCCUGCGGGACGCCUUGUGCCGCCCCAAGGAUGGAGCUGAGCUCCCGCCGCUGCUGCCGCCCAGGAACGGGCAGCCCAAGGCGGGCUGGGCUGAGCCCUGCAAGGAGCACCCGGGGCCACGGUGGGCUGAGGCCGUGCUGGCCCCCCUGGCCCUCUACAGCCACGCGUACCACCGCUACCCCUCGCCCUUCCCGGGGCCGGAGAGCCAGCGCCCCGGCACCACCGGCAAGCCCCGCGCCGCUGUAGGAGACGGGGCCGGUGACUCCCCGGCUUUCCGCCACUGCCCCUUCCUCCUGUCCUCGCUGCUGCCCACCGUACCCCCAGCUGACCCCCCGUUUGGUGGCGGGGGGCCGGAGGGACCGGGGGCGAUGGGCGACGGGCGUUUCGCCGGCGUGGACUGGCGCCUGGGCUCCUACGCGCCCGCCUGGGGCCAGCCGCUCUACCUGGGGCUCCCGCCGAGGUGCAAGGCAGCUCCGACCCCCUUCGACGACUGCUCCGGCUCAGGGAACAAGGAGUUUUACCCGAAGAAGGAGCCUGGCUUCCACCCCCCGGCCAAGGACCAAGCGCCAUCACAGCUGCUGGGCAAGGGGCAGGACAGAGACAGGGAAGGGGAACCGGUGGUGCCGGAGCUGCCGGGAGCCCCGUGGAGGGAUGGCCGAGCAGGGGCCAGCUCGGUGGUGCCCGCUCCCCAUGCCCGCACGCCUCCCCCCGGCACCAGCCACCCCCUCUUCCUCCUGCAGCCCAGCGCAGCGGGGGGCUGCGGGGGUCCCUGGGUGGGCACGCGGCCCCACGCCGCUGAUUUCCCCCCAGAACUGGGGCCAGGACGGCCCUCUGAACCCAAAGAUGAGCGCCUGGCAUACCAAAGCCUCCAGCCCGGCUCGCCGCUGGGACCAGAGGAGCCCGACCCAUCGCCUCCGCUUACGGACGGGCAAUACCCGAUGGCCCAUGCCAAGCCGGAGCCGCCCCCGGCUUGCCUCUGCACCACGCCGGGCUGCGAUGGGUGCCCGGGGGUGGGCUGCGGGGUGCUCGGCCCUUUCGAGCCCACCCUGGGCAACCCUGGGGGCCGUUUUCCAUGCCCACCCACCAACCACACCAAGCUAAAGAAGACCUGGCUGACACGGCACUCGGAGCAGUCGCUGCCGCGCUGCAAGGCUCCCCGGCGGGACGGUGGCCCGGAGCCGGCCGGUGAGGGCAAGCGCUCGGCCAAGCGCCCGCACGGCACAGCCGACGGACCCCGCGCUGCCGGCGAGGGUGCCGGGGCAGCCAAACGGGGCGCGAAGGCCACCGAGCACGUGGCCACGGCAUGCCUGGGUGAUGGCACGGAGAGCGGAGGGGACCCGGAGGAGAGGAGGAUGGAGCUGGGAGAGGGAGACUCGCCGAGCCAUGCUGGCCCGGAGCUGCGGGAGCCGUGGUGCUUGCAGAGCGUGCCCUGCACCGACCUGCCCGAGAGCAUCCCCCGGUGCUGUGCCUGUGCCGCCCGGGCCACGGGGGACCCCAAGGGCGAGGAGGAGGAGGAGGAAGAUCCCCCCGAGAGCACCUGCAGACUGCUGCAUUUCCGUAGGUUUGCCUUCGGGGACGGCGGAGAGCUGGGUGUCGAUGGCUUCUGCACCCUGGGGGAGACGGAGGGGGACACGCUGCGGCUGGAGGCAGCCGGCCCCGAGCGAGGGAACAGGAGUGCGGGCAGCAGCCUCUGCCUGGCCAAAUACUUGCUGGGGGUCCUGGGGGACCCCUUCUGCCAGGCCGUCCGCAGGGACAGGGACGUGUGGCCGGGAGCCCCUGGCAGGCCCGAGGGGGUGACGGCCUGGAGGCGGGGGGAAGGAGCCCCCCAGUUCUGCGACGCCUGCCAGCGUGGCUUCUUCAACUCCCACUGGAGCUGCGCCAGAUGUGGCUUCCAGCUGUGCCCCGACUGCCACCGCAGCAGGCGGGAGGCUGACGGCCACGAGGGUCCGGCACGGCUACCUGAGUGCAUCCCUGGGCAAGACCACCACGUCGCGUCCCUCGUCCCCACGCAGUUCGUCCCCACUCGCGUCCUGACCCGGCUCUGGAAGCAGCUGCACGAGGUUCGGGCUAAGUUUGGCAUCGAGUCGCGUUGUCCCUGCGGGGAGGGGGCUGCGGAGCGGAGCCCGGCGGAGCCCCCGGGGAGCAGGCAGGAGCCGAUGGGGGCUGCGGUGCCCCCCCCCCCACCCAGCAGUGAUGGCCAAGCCAACACCUCCCGGCCCAUCAAGGAAGAGAGUCCCGAAGGGGCACCACCAUCACCGGGGCAGCCCCCCCCCCGGGGGGCCGUGCAGACCUCCACCCUCUGCGACCUCCUCGCCUCCACCGCCGUCAAGCUGUGCCUGGGGCAGGACGGGGUGCGCAUGGCCUUCGCCCCCGUCUCGCCCGCCUUGCCCAGCGACAACCGCCUGACCAGCAUCCUGGACAGCAUCAUCGCCCGUGUGGUGGAGAGGAAGAUCCAGGAGAGGCAAGCGGGGGGCGAGCUGAGCCCCCCCAGCCCCCCUGGUCCUCCCGGCCCCCCCGUCUCCCACUGCAUCCUGGCACCCAGCGGGCUGCUCUGGCUGCACGACCCCGGCCACGCCAGCAACUACAAGCUCUUCCAGGACCACUGGCGGAGGGGCCAGCCCGUCCUUGUUUCAGGGCUACAGAAGAGGCUGGAGGGGCGGCUGUGGGGGCCGGAAUCCUUCCGUCCGGCUCGGGGGGAGCAGGCGGUGGAGGCGGUGAACCUGCGGGCACCACCGGACCGCGUCAAGAUGAGCAGCCAGGAGUUUUGGGACGGCUUCGCCGCCAGCGCGGCAUCCCCAGAACCGGAGCAGGGCGGUGGGGACCUGCUGAAGCUGGAGAGUGGCUUUGGGGACAUGGAGGUGUGCCGGGCCACCAACCUGAGUGCCAGCCUGCCGCUGCCGGAGUACUGCGGGGCCACCGGCCACCUCAACCUGGCUGCCUACCUGCGGGGCCAGCGAGGCCGGCGCUGGUUGCGCCCGCGUGUCUGCGUGGCUUACGGCGUGCAUCCCCGGGACCGGACCAUCGGGACCAAAAACCUGACGGUGGAGGCGGCCGACUCCAUCAGCGUCCUGGUGCACGCCGCGGCGUGGCUGCCCGAGCGGCCGACGGCACGGCAGGACCUGCUCCUGCAAGCCGACGAGGAUGGCGUGGAUGCACUGCUGAAGGAGCGGCUCCGGGAUGCCGGCAGCCGGCCCGGUGCCCUGUGGCACAUCUUCCGUGCCGAGGAUGCCGGCCGCAUCCAGGAUUUCUUGAAGAAGACGUGCGAGGACCAAGGGCAGGAGGGGGCGGCCACGGCGGAGCCCCCCACCCGCUACCUGGACCUCUCGCUGCGGAGGCGGCUGCGCGAGGAGUGCGGGGUGAGCUGCUGGACCCUCCUCCAGUUCCUGGGGGACGCGGUGCUGGUCCCCGCUGGGGCUCCCCACCAGGUGCAGACCCUCACCGGUACCAUCAGCGUGGAGCAGCGGUUCCUUUCGCCGGAGAAUGCCACCCGCCUCUGGGACCGCAGCACCGAUCCCCCCGGGGCUGCCCCCCAGCUUCGUGCCCAGCUGGACGGUAUGAUCUUCUCCGCUGUGCGGGAGGCGGUGGGAGUCCUGCGGGGCUGCAAGUGAGGUGGCGGCGGCGGCACGCCGGGAGGAUGCUCGAACAAAGCCAGCGCUGCCGGGCACGGCCACGGCCGAGAUGCCACGGGGAGCCGGAGCCGGGCACCUCUCGCUUGGUGCUUUGCUCCACGAUCA